Molecule: messenger RNA, 2028 nt
Organism: Bradysia coprophila
Lineage: Eukaryota; Metazoa; Arthropoda; Insecta; Diptera; Sciaridae
Product: beta-galactosidase-like
Biological process (GO): carbohydrate metabolic process
Molecular function (GO): beta-galactosidase activity
Source: RefSeq, a predicted model, not a curated record
UUAUUCCACAGUUAAAAGCUAAACUGAUGAGCUCGACGUCUUACGAAUGCCUUUUUUACAAAAAUUAUUACAAUUGCCGGUUGCAAUCAAAGUUCUAAUUUGUUUUCUCAUUUUGGGAGGAAUCACGGGGAUUUGCUUAGGAGUAAUUCUUCCGAGAGCACGAAAUGAAAAUGCAAUUAGAGCAAAUGGAACGUUUACAGUAGAUUACGCUAACAAUCAAUUUUUAAUGGAUGGUGAGCCGUUCAGUUAUGUCAGCGGAGAAUUUCAUUACUUCCGAGCAUUGCCUCAGACAUGGUCGAGAAAGCUGAGAACAUUAAGAGCUGCUGGACUGAAUGUUGUCAGUACUUAUGUGGAAUGGUCGUUACAUAAUCCAAAAGAAAACGUCUACGUAUGGGAUGGAAUGGCAGAUUUAGAAAAUUUCGUUAAAGUUGCAGAAGAGGAAGACCUCUACGUUAUUCUUAGACCAGGACCGUACAUUUGCGCCGAAAGAGAUUUGGGUGGAUUUCCUUAUUGGCUCUUGCAUAAAUAUCCACAAAUUCGUUUACGAACAACUGACCCAGAUUAUCUGACAGAAGUUUCAAAAUGGUAUGCUGAAUUGAUGACGAAAAUGGAGCCACUACUAUACGGAAAUGGCGGUCCAAUAAUAAUGGUUCAAGUGGAAAACGAGUACGGUUCAUACGAUUGUGAUGCCGGCUACAAAAAUUGGAUCAGAGAUGAAACCGAAAAAUAUGUGAACGGGCAAGCGCUUCUAUUCACCACAGAUGGACCAAUUCAAGUAGCAUGUGGAAAGACAGACGGUGUUUUUGCUACCAUAGAUUUUGGAACUGCAAGCCAGUCAGCACAAUUGGACUAUUGGAAUUAUCUAAAGGCAGUACAACCGGACGGUCCAUUAGUUAACUCCGAAUUUUAUCCAGGAUGGUUGACGCACUGGCAAGAGGGAAUGUGGCGUGUCGAAACCGAUCCGCUUGGUCAGACAUUAAGGGACAUGCUGGCUAUGAAUGCUAGUGUUAACUUUUACGUGUUUUUUGGUGGAACAAAUUUUGGAUUCACAGCAGGAGCCAACGAUGGAGGACCGGGUUCAUUCAAUGCUGAUGUGACAUCAUAUGACUAUGAUGCUCCAAUGGAUGAAGCUGGUGAUCCGACACCCAAAUAUUACGCUUUGCGAGAAAUCGUUGGCGAGUUCUUUCCACUAAACGAUAUUCCACUACCCCAAAAGGAACCAAAAAUGUCAUUAGGAGCUGUACAGCUACAUCCGGUUAAUAUUUUAUCAUCAAAUCUGUGCAGACAACAAAUGGGAAGCACACCGGUAUGGAGUACAUCACCAAUGACAUUCGAAGCUUUAAAUCAAUAUUCUGGUUUGGUUUUGUAUGAAGCAAAUCUGCCGGUUUUUGUCCGUGAUCCGAGUAUUUUAAAAAUUGAUGGAAUAAGAGACCGUGCCUACAUAUACGUAGACCAAAUUUUCGUUGGCAUUUUAUCGCGAGAGAAUAAAAUACACGAAAUACCAAUUAACGCAGUUGCCGGAGAUCGAUUACAAAUAUUCGUUGAAAACCAGGGACGCAUAAACUAUAACCGAAUUCAUGACUUCAAAGGCAUUCUAGGUGAUGUAUACAUCGACGACAGACCUGUACACGAUUGGACGAUAACCGGAUUCCCAUUGGAAGAUUAUGCGGCUAUUGAAAAUGUCAUUAAUCUGUCCACGUCAGGAAAUAUGCCUUACAGUUCGUACGUUCGAACUGGCCCAACUAUAUUCAACGGACGAUUCGACAUUAGUGUUUCGCCGAUUUUUGACACAUACUUGGAUGCAACUGGUUGGGGUAAGGGUAUCGCUUUCGUGAAUGGUUUUAACCUUGGUAGAUAUUGGCCUGUUACGGGUCCGCAAAUUACUUUGUAUGUACCGAAGGAGAUAUUGACGGUGGGAACCAAUGAAAUUGUUUUGAUCGAGUUGCAGAAGGCACCGAAUAAUGGGACUGUUAUCUUCACUGACACUGCUAAUUUGGACGGUUAUAACGAGUAUUGAAAACCAAUUUU